This is a messenger RNA of Nicotiana tabacum (common tobacco), 498 nucleotides long. The record is from RefSeq and is a predicted model, not a curated record. Lineage: Eukaryota; Viridiplantae; Streptophyta; Magnoliopsida; Solanales; Solanaceae.
AUGACCAAAGCAUAUACAGUUGAGAAGUUUGAUUAUCACAUGGCAGAGGUAGAUAGAAAUGAUAAGAGGGUCAAAGAUUACUUAGUCAACGUUGGGUAUGAAAGAUGGUCCAGAGCACAUUCCACUGUCAACAGAACAUUGACAGUGACUUCAAACAUUGCGGAGUCGAUCAAUGCAGCGCUCAAGGCUGCUAGGGAACUCCCAGUACUGCCUUUGCUGGAGUACAUAAGGCAAUUGAUCGGACGAUGGAACGUUACAAAUCAAAAGAAUGCAAUAGAGUCAUUUAUUGAUCUUGGAAAAAAAUAUAAUACAAUGCUGAUGGACAAUCUCGAAUUGUCACAUCGGAUGAAGGACAUCUCUUUCUUUUUUUCAUUUGCGGUGAAACUUCAGGAAGUAAUUCAAGCUGGUACAGAACAAUCUGAGAUUCGGGAACCUCUUUCUAAGAUUGUUCCUUCAUCUCCUCUGCCGCCUUAUCAACAUUUUCAGUCACACAAAUAG